This is a messenger RNA of Prunus mume (Japanese apricot), 1284 nucleotides long. It is a transcript of the gene PIN8, whose product is annotated as Auxin efflux carrier family protein. Gene Ontology annotation, biological process: auxin export across the plasma membrane; auxin polar transport. NCBI's taxonomy places the organism in Eukaryota, Viridiplantae, Streptophyta, Magnoliopsida, Rosales, Rosaceae. Gene Ontology annotation, molecular function: auxin efflux transmembrane transporter activity. Gene Ontology annotation, cellular component: plasma membrane; endoplasmic reticulum. The record is from RefSeq and is a predicted model, not a curated record.
AAGCAGCAUAUGAAGAGUUCAUCACCGAGAAUGGAGAAACAGUUUUAGAUAUUUUCGAUUCUUCAGCCGCUAGAGCCACCAUGAUUUCUCUAGCUGAUGUCUAUCAUGUUGUGGCAGCCACUGUCCCUCUAUAUGUUGCCAUGAUUUUAGCCUAUGUGUCUGUGAAAUGGUGGAAGCUCUUCACACCAGAUCAAUGUUCUGGCAUAAACAAGUUUGUGGCAAAAUUCUCAAUCCCUCUCUUGUCAUUUCAAGUGAUUUCUGGGAAUAACCCCUACAAAAUGAACCUCAAACUCAUUCUCUCUGACUGCCUACAAAAACUAAUUGCUUUUCUAGCAUUGACAGCAAUCACUAAAUUCAGCUCCCAUGGAGGCUUGAAUUCGAUCAUAACCGGUCUCUCUCUGUCAACUAUGCCUAACACAUUAAUCUUGGGAAUUCCUCUGUUAAAGGCCAUGUAUGGGGAUGAAGCAGCCAUGCUUGUUACUCAGAUAGUUGUGUUACAGAGCUUAAUCUGGUACAAUAUGUUAUUGUUUCUCUUUGAGUUCAGGGCUGCUAAGGCAGCCUCUGUGACACCUUCAUCAGAAUCCACUGCAGAGGAGAUGGAAGUCCCUCAAGAAGCACAAUCCAAAGAGGAAGCAGAGGAUGAAACAAGAAGCAGAACUCCUAAGAAAAUCAAAUCUAUUCUCUUAACAGUUGGGAGGAAGCUCAUAACCAACCCCAACACACAUGCAACAUUGUUGGGUCUAAUUUGGGCAAGCAUACACUACAAGUGGGGGGUGAAACUGCCAGAUAUUGUCACACAAUCAAUUGCAAUACUGUCAAAUGGAGGACUUGGUAUGGCAAUGUUCAGCUUAGGCCUUUUCAUGGCAUCGCGUGGCAGCAUAAUAGCAUGCGGGACACGAACGGGGAUGCUAGCCAUGGGAUUGAAGUUCAUAGCCGGGCCUGCGCUAAUGGCAGUGUCCUCCUUUGCAGUUGGACUAAGAGGCAGAAUUCUAAGAGUGGCAAUUGUGCAGGCAGCUCUUCCUCAAGGAAUCGUUCCAUUCGUUUUCGCGAAAGAAUACAAUGUACAUCCAGACAUUUUGAGCACCGGGGUUAUAUUUGGGAUGCUCAUUGCCUUGCCAAUAGCAUUGGCCUACUACUUCCUACUGGGACUAUAAACUCUGCAGUUUCAGCAUGAAGAUAACAGAUUUGAGGAACCCCCAUGAAAUGGUGGUCAAAUUGUUGAGGGUAGAUUAUGGGAGGAGGAUCGUUUCAUUUAUUUAGAAUUUGUUUGACAUGUAAUAUGGC